Messenger RNA from Scomber scombrus (Atlantic mackerel), 3240 nucleotides. It is a transcript of the gene rgl3a, whose product is annotated as ral guanine nucleotide dissociation stimulator-like 3a. The record is from RefSeq and is a predicted model, not a curated record. The transcript has 17 exons. Gene Ontology annotation, molecular function: guanyl-nucleotide exchange factor activity. Gene Ontology annotation, biological process: positive regulation of GTPase activity; Ras protein signal transduction. The coding region runs from base 1 to 2439 and encodes 812 amino acids. NCBI's taxonomy places the organism in Eukaryota, Metazoa, Chordata, Actinopteri, Scombriformes, Scombridae. Gene Ontology annotation, cellular component: plasma membrane.
AUGAGAACCAUACUUCCCAUGUGUGGAGGCGGUGAUGGAGGGGAGUCCCGCAGCCUCCGCUCCAAGGUGGGCAGGAUGAAGAGGUUGCUGUGGCUGAGGCAGAGUCACUGCGUGGACAUCCACACGGACACGGAGCCCGGCGUGUGGCUGAGAAGCUUCCAGUUAUUGGACACUGAUGGACAGAGUGAGGACCCGGUGCAGGAGUGGGGGGAGGAGGAGGAGGACGGAGCCGUGUUUGGCAUCACCCUGCGCAGAGAGCCUGUUCUGCCGGGCUCCGAUACGACAGAGCUCCCCACAACCUUCAGCUGCAUCCAGUACCACACGGUGAAGGUGCGCAGGUUAAAGGCUGCCACUCUUGAGCGUCUGGUCACCCACCUGCUGGACCCCGAGCACCAGGAGCCCGACUACCUCCCUGUGUUCCUUUCCACUUACAGGGCUUUCACCUCCACCAGCACCCUCAUUGAGCUGCUGUUUCAGAGAGAUGACUUCAUUGCCAAUCUGGAUAACACCGUCUGCCCACGCAGUACCUUACCCCCGGUCAUCCGGUUGUGGUUGGAGGAGUACAGCGAAGACUUCCAUGAGUCCCCUCAGUAUCACGACCUCCGCCUGUUGUGUGUCCACUUGCGGCAUCGCCUCUGCUUCAGGCGCUUGGCUCAAACCGCAGAAAACCUGCUCAAGAGGCUCCAGGAACAAGAUUGCAACCGUUCUGCAUCAGAGCACAACAGUGAAUCAUUGCAGCAGGACUGCAAAGAUGAAGAGGAAGAAGGAGAGAUGUCUUCUAAGGAGGAAGACGGACACAACGUCAUGGGCUUCCCAGCGAGAGAAGUGGCGGAGCAGUUGACCAGAUUGGAUGCUGAGCUGUUUGUCAAAUUGGUGCCAUUCCACUGCUUGGGCUGCGUCUGGUCGCAGCGUGACAAGAAGGGGAACCAAAACCUGGCGCCAACAGUCCGUGCCACCAUCUCCCAGUUCAAUGCUGUCACCAAUCGUGUCAUCACUUCACUCCUCUGCCCAUCCACCCCCAGCCCUUCCACUUCCUCUCCGAACUCAUCACCCAACUCCUCCUCUACCUUCCUAUAUCCCUCCACUGCCCCAAACUCACCUCGUCCCUCACGUGCGAGCCGCACCUACAGAGAACGCAUAAUCGAGAGGUGGAUUGCUAUUGCACAGGAAUGCAAAGAGCUAAAGAAUUUCUCCUCCUUGUGGGCCAUCCUGUCAGCUCUGCAGUCCAACGCAGUGUAUCGCCUAAAGAAGACCUGGGCUGCUGUCAGCAGGGAAAGCAUGGCCACCUUUGACCACCUGUGUGAGACUUUUCCUGAUGAGAACUGUGUGUUAACAAACAGAGAGAUCCUUGCAGAGGAUGGGAGUCAGACAGACGGCAUCGCCACCACAAGCCCUAAGUCACCUCGUCUCUGCCCUGUGUCCAAACAGAUGAGCCUGAACAGUGGUGUUGUACCUUACCUGGGCACUUACCUGACAGCCCUCACCAUGCUGGAUACAGCACUCACUGACACUGUUGAAGGCGGGCUUAUCAACUUUGAGAAGCGUAGACGGGAGUAUGAUGUUCUGUCUCAGAUUCUGCAGCUUCAGGCUUCCUGUUCCCACUACAAUCUCCCAGUCAACCCUCAAAUCACUACCUGGCUGCAGGCGCACACUCUUCUCACAGACCAGGAGAGCUAUGAGCUGUCUCGUGAACUAGAGCCUCCAAUUGACCCCUGUCCUAGCUCUCCUAACACAUGGAGCAGUCGUCUACUCACCAAGAAGCUCGCCUCGUUGCGGACAGCCAGUGACAGCUCCCUCAGGAAGACUCACGCUGACCAGAUCAGUGUGUCGUCUUCUGGUUCCAGCGGUUCAGACAUGGAGGAUCUCUCUGUCCCUCAGCCCUCUCCGCUCAGACUCAAACUGAAGACUCUCUCGGGCUCUCUCCACAACGUAGCAGAGGACUUCUCCAUCGCCAUGUCCACCUCCUCUCCGAGUCUUUCCAGCUCCUCCUGCAGCUCCUCUCAUCCGGACCUCAGCUCCGCCUCCCUGGGACUGAGCCCUGACUCAUCAUCCUCUAGCUGCUGCGCUCAGCCCGCCCUGCCUGUCUACAACAAACAAGUCGCUGACUCGUGUAUCAUCAGGGUCAGUGUGGAGAGUGACAGCAAUGGAAACGUCUACAAAAGCAUAUUGCUGACCAGUCAGGAUCACACGCCUCAGGUGAUUCAGAGGGCUCUGGAAAAACACAAUAUGGAGGACGUCAGCUGCCAUGAUUUCAACCUCUACCAGAUGUUCAGCAAUGGAAAAGAGCUACAGAUCCCCGACAAAGCCAACGUAUUUUACGCCAUGUGCACUACGGCCAAUUACGACUUUGUCUUGCGCCAGCGCUGGAAGAACCACAGCCGACAUCUCGGCUCCUGCUCCAGCCCUGGGGCUCAACCCAAGAGCCGCCACGUCAAAUGAGAAGCAUCUGUCCUGGCUGCAUGUUAAGAGUAUAACAAGAAAAGAGACGAGCUGCUCAUCUGCAGCAACAACCAACAAUCUGUGGCUGUUUGUAUCUACUCAUCUCAAUGAGUCUGGCACUGUGCACCAGAUAUAAGUGGCUAUGCCACAGAGACUCCCAAGAAACCAGAGAGCUUCGACUGAAACACAACCUUCAGAUGUUCAUCAAGUGUCAUUGUUCAAGAGCAGCAUUGAAAAGUGUUAACCAAGAAUUAUUCUGGACUGUGUGAAGAGUGAUAGAAGAAGAGAGAAAUGGCCAGGUAUACAAGAGAGAGACAUGAAACAGAAAAGCAAAUGAGGACUUGUAGAAGAAAUAUAGAAUUUUGUUUUUUGUCACAUUAUUCUCUAUCCUCCUAAUCAUCAGACAUCAUCUUUGGAUAAAUGAACCACGUUACCAGGACCUAUUUCCUUGUAAACACUUUUAUUAAUGAGCACAAAUGCACAUUACAUUGUGGAUUUUGGAACUUGCUAAAUAGAAACAUGACGAGCAGCGGGACUGGGAAAACUGUCAUGUUCAGGAGCAGCUGACUUUCUCAAGUACACGGAACAAAAUGAAGAAAAAUAAGUCAAUGACUAAAAAUGGGAUGUUCACUGUUACUGGAUGUGUAAGCACUCCUGAACACAUCUGGUUCAUAUGUGAAAUCUGACUUGAGUCGUGUCGAGUGCAUUGCUGAACAAGAAUCAAAUAGUGUUUCAUCACUGUUUGGACCCAGGCCUCAGUGAGAGUUUAUUUGUCAGUAAUAAGUAUUUAGUCUUCUUUUA